AUGAUUCAGACUCCCGUUUACACAGCACUGUGUUGUUUGCUUGUCCUAGUUGCUGCUCGCCUGCUCGGCAAGCGGUCCUCCCACUUGCCUAUGCCUCCUGGACCGCGAGGGCUUCCUGUACUUGGAAAUGCUCUUCAAAUGCCCCGCGAACGGGAGUGGAUUACCUUCGCCAAGUGGGCGAAGACAUAUGGCGACAUCAUGCAUCUCUCCGUCUUUGGUAGGCAUAUCAUCGUAUUGAGCUCCCCAGACGUGAUCCUCGACCUGCUGGAGAAGAGGAGUACUAUAUACUCUGAUCGGCCAUUUUUUACGAUGGCGAGCGAAUUUAUCGGGUUUGACAAGUUCGUUGUAAUGGAGCCAUACGGAAACCGUCUGAGAGAAGGUCGCAAGCUCAUCCAAGGAAACAUUAACGCACGAAGCGCGUCAAGGCUGCAGCAGGUGCAAAUCUCGAAAGUGUCACAACUCUUGCCCAGAAUCUUGAGGGAUAACUCCAAUCUACGUAUGCAUAUCAGAUGGUAUGUCGCCGCGGUUAUCUUCCAGGUUUCCCAUGGCCGCACUAUCGACAAUUUUGACGACCCCUUUGUCCGACUUGCCGAAGCAUCUACGGAAGACUUCGCGCGAUCCGUUCGACCGGGCGCAUAUCUCGUGGACAACUUUCCAUUCUUAAAAUAUGUCCCCGAUUGGGUACCGGGCACGGGAUGGAAAGCAGUAGCAAAGCAGCGGAAACAUACCUUGGCUCGCCUUCGAGAUGAGCCUUUCGAGUAUGUCAAACAACAGCUGGCUCAGGGGACGGCACCACCAUCAGUGACAGCAUCCGUCAUAGAAAGUAACCCUAAACCCAAUGCCGACGACGCGGAGCUCCAGAGGACCUCAACGGCUAUCCUCUAUGCUUCUGCCGCUGAUACAACAGUCUCUGCUUUAGAGUCGUUCUUUCUGAUAAUGGGACUCUAUCCGGAAGUCCAGAAAAAAGCUCAAGCCGAGCUCGACACCGUCGUCGAGGCUGGCAAGCUCCCCGAUUACAAUGAUAGGCCGAAUCUGCCCUAUGUCAAUGCCCUGAUCAAGGAGAUCUUACGGUGGAAUCCAGUAUUGCCACUGGCACUACCACAUAGUUUGAUGCAAGAUGACGAAUACAGAGGCUAUCACAUUCCGAAAGGUUCUACCAUAUUUGCCAACAGUUGGGCUGUGAUGCACGAUCCUUCCCUUUACCCGGAUCCUUUCGAGGUCAGGCCGGAGCGGUACCUGAGCCCUAGUGCUGCUCUCAAUCCAGACCCGCGGACUUUUGCAUUUGGCUAUGGGAGACGCGCCUGCCCUGGGCAAAUUCUGGCUGAAGACUCCCUUUUCAUUAUCGUAGUCCGUGUCCUUUCGACCAUGACUAUCGAGAGAGCUCUGGGUACAAACAAUCUCCCCGUCGAAUACACCUCAGGUGCUAUCAGCCACCCCACGACAAUGGACUGCAAAGUCACCGCCCGGUCCACAGAUGCUGAGAAGCUGAUUCUAGGGGUCGAAUAG
This is a messenger RNA of Postia placenta MAD-698-R-SB12, 1506 nucleotides long. RefSeq lists its product as hypothetical. The transcript has 12 exons. The record is from RefSeq and is a predicted model, not a curated record. NCBI's taxonomy places the organism in Eukaryota, Fungi, Basidiomycota, Agaricomycetes, Polyporales, Adustoporiaceae. Gene Ontology annotation, molecular function: monooxygenase activity; heme binding; oxidoreductase activity, acting on paired donors, with incorporation or reduction of molecular oxygen. The coding region runs from base 1 to 1506 and encodes 501 amino acids.